Messenger RNA from Rhineura floridana, 2056 nucleotides. It is a transcript of the gene TM2D1, whose product is annotated as TM2 domain containing 1. Bases 704 to 1825 code for a protein of 373 amino acids. The record is from RefSeq and is a predicted model, not a curated record. Lineage: Eukaryota; Metazoa; Chordata; Lepidosauria; Squamata; Rhineuridae. The transcript is spliced from 8 exons.
CGAGGGUCGCCUGUUCCCGGACACCCUCUUACCUGGUCUGCGGUGGGAGGAGAAAUCUGUCACGGCCGCCUCUUUCGGAUCUUCACUCGCUCUUACCUGGGCGGAAGCGAGCGUUUAGACUUUAACCGCACCUCACCUGCAACACAGGAAGCCGACAGAAAGGGGGAGCCGUUCUUUAGUAAAGAAAACAAAUCUAGGGAAAGACGGAAUAAGGAGGGAAAGGAACAGAGAUCGGCGGGGAAGAGGACCUGUCCUGUACUAGACGAUUCAUGCAUGCCCAUUUGGUCUUGUCAAAGUUUUUUCUCUUGUUCCCAUCCUGUCAACCCUUUGUUCGCUGCACGCUCUUUCGUUUGGAGGCUUGGGAAAAAGCAGGCAACGGUGAAUCAAGUUUCCCCGCCUCAAAAGGUUCCAUCUCAGUUACGGUCGAGCUUCCUCGCGUUGUUUUGUAGGACAACAUCCAUCUUUACUAAGGGUUGCUGUUCCCCAUUUCGCCACUUCUCUAACUGUUCUUCACAGAAAAAAGGCGAGCGGUCUCUGCCUUCAGCCUUAUUGAAAAUUAUAAGUAACGGAAGCCAUCUUUGUUAAGGGCAAUAUACACUUUCCAGAAAGAAUAGCACCGCCUCUUCUACUCUCCUUCGGGAGAGGCGUCAGCUUUACUACAGAGGACGAGAGCAUCAGCUGACAAGCGGACUUCUUUUCCAACAUGGCUGCCUGGCAGAGUAAGCUGUUCUCAAGGAGCAAGAGGAAGAAAGGCAGCGCGAUAGCACUCUGGUUCUUGGGAACCUUGUGGCUGGCUUGUGUCACGGCACCGGGCGUGGCGGGUGGCGACCCUUCGCUGAAGUGCGAAGACCUGAGAAUUGGCCAAUAUAUUUGUGAAGAUCCUAAAAUAGACAAUGAAACACAAGAACCUUUGAAGUGUACAAAUCACACUGCAUAUGUUGCCUGUCUUCCAGCACCAAAUAUUACUUGUAAGAAUUUCUUUGGGAAUGAAACCCAAUUUACUGGAAAUGAAAUUGGAUUUUACAAGCCCAUAGAGUGUCGAAACGUAAAUGGUUACUCCUACAAAGUAGCAGUGGCUCUGUCUUUAUUUCUUGGAUGGUUGGGAGCAGAUAGGUUUUAUCUAGGAUAUCCUGCAUUAGGUUUAUUAAAGUUCUGCACAGUAGGAUUUUGUGGAAUUGGUAGUUUAAUAGACUUCAUUCUGAUUUCAAUGCAGAAAGUGGCUGAGAAUCUGGAAGUAAUUAUGUUUCAGAAAAUAAUGGAUGAGAUUGAGAUAACGAAACAAACCCUGCGACAGGGCAGUAAGGAGCUGAAAAUUGAACUGAGCAAAAUGACGCAGGAGCUUAAAGAAAUAGGGGAUCCUGUGAGAGAGGAGAAUGAGAUCAGAGAUGAGAAAAGAAAAAAUAAAGGGAAGAUACAAGCCCUGGAGAUUGGAACAAAUGUGGAAUUGGAAAAAGAUCUGGAGUUUAUGGAUAUUAGAAAUAAAAUCUACUGUUUGGAAUUUAACGUUAUCUCUGAAGAAAUUAAUGAAGAUAUUAGAGAUAAAGUUAUCAAUGGCUUGGAUAAUUUUCUGGACUGGAAUGACGUGAUGGAGCUUGAUAUAGAGAAAAUCUAUGGAAUUUACUGCAGCCAUGUGACAAUGGAAAAACUCUCAAGAGAUGAGCCAGUGCAUUUUGUAAAAAAGAAGAACAGAGAUAUGACUUUACAACAAUAUUUCAGCAACUUAUUCAGAAUUGAUGGCAAGAAAAUAUUUGGGAUAGAGGAAAUUCCCAUCAGACUCUUAUUAUAUGACUAUGGCUAUGACAGCAAGAUUAUUAUGGAAUACUGAUAAUGGAAGAUUGGACACUGAAAUUACUGGACUUAACAGGACUAUUGAAGAUGGAAGAUGGAAUUAAUAUGGAUAAUGGAAUAAUGGCUAUUGAAAUUAUUGGACCUAACAGAUUUUGAUGAGAUGGAUUAAUCGAUGUGUUUAUUUGGACUAUGGUUAUGACAAUAAGAUUAUUAUUAUUAUUAACGAGAUGGAUUAAUCGACAUGUUUAUUUGGAGAAAAAUUGAUAGA